CUCUUCUCUGUUCCUCUUCCUUCAUCCUGACUAACAACUUCAACCACUCGUGGUGACAACUCUUUCUCCAUCACAUCCUUUUAUUUCCUGCACAACCCGUUUGAGAAAGGGGGGAAAGGAAAAAAAAAAAAUAAAUAAAUAAAAAAAAGAAAAGGAAAAGAAAAACUUUUUUCAACACCUCGAAUACCGAGGUGAAUGUAUGGUCAAUGUUGUCCAUGCAAAAAAGUUCUGCUUUUGUGUUUACUCCGACGGAACUUGACAGCAACCACCGUCAUCAAAGCAACUCCACCCGCUCGGGCAGUUUUUCGGAAAACCCCGCUCUCGCCGACUGCCCCUUCAUAGAUGACUCUUCGGUCUCCCAUCGUGCCAGUAUUAGUACCGAUGGCCUUUCUAAUGAGUCUCUCGAAUCCUGGGACGGCGACGGUCCGUCUGCCAACUCACCUCUUCCGGAACUGGAGGUGAAGAUCCACGACGUGUCCCAGACGCUCCACUCGAGUUUCCCUCCCACAACAACCGCAACAUUCACUUUCAACAUGGUUACAUCCCACGAGUCUGAUAUCUCCAUGGACGAUGUGACCCCCAAAAUCGAAGAGUUGGACGAUGCAGAUGAGUUGCAGAGUAUAAAACCUUUGGCGGUGGAUCCGAUGGCCAAUGCGAACUCGGAGGUCACGGCUACUCCCGUCAAUGUUCCACGGAAACGUGGGCGACCUCGCAAACAUCCUCUCCCGAUUCCUGGAGGUCAACUCAAAAUCACUAAAGGUCGUUCCAAGACAGGCUGCAUAACCUGUCGGAGACGCAAGAAGAAAUGCGACGAAACCAAGCCAUCUUGUUUGAACUGUCAAAAGAAUGCAGUUGUCUGUGAAGGAUAUCCUAAGAAGGAGGUAUGGAAGAGUGGAAAACAGAAACUAGAAGACGCCCGGGCCCAGUCUAUGGUCUCUCGCUCCCUUCCCUUUUUGAUUGACGGAAUUGAAGACGAUACCGAUCGACGCUUUUUGGACCACUUUGUCUACGGAUUCAGUCGCGUUCUGACAUUGAUCAAUGAUGACUCGAACCCCUUUAAGGAGAUCCUCCUUCCCAUGGCUACCCAACACCGGGGCCUAAUGCAUUCGCUUAUGUGCCUAUCCGGCUCACACUUAUCGGGACUUAAGCCAGAGCCGAAGUUUAUAGCCCGCAAAUACCACCAUUUCCAUUGCGCGAUCCAAGAUUUGCAGCACAACCUUCUUAUAAAAGCGUCAUCAAAACCGAGCAAUCCGGGAGAGGAUCCCGACCUUCUAGUUGAGGAUCCGAUAAUCGCGUCGACAAUAGCGCUCAGUUUGAACACGAUAUGUGAAGGUGAAACUAAGGGGGAGUACCGGAUGCAUAUGGAUGCCGCAAAGCACCUUCUGAAACACCAGAAACCGAGGAACGAGAAAUUCCGGCAGUUCAUAGUUGAGUUCUUUCAAUACCACGAUGUUUCCAACUCGGUCACCUCACUGGACCGACGGCCGGCCCAUCUAAAUGGCGACCUUCGACUACCCGACUUUGUGCCACACGCACAGGCGGGGAUGUUUCUAGGGGUAUUCGAUGGGCUCUUUAAUUACAUCUCCGAAGUGACCAGAUUACGAGACAAGAUCAGGCAGCGACACAAUGAAGGAUAUGAGCCAGCGGUUGACUACCAGAUCCUAAGUGAGGCCGUCUCCAUUGACUCUGCUAUCCGGCUUUGGGAAACGUCAUAUCCGCCCAACACUGCAAACUGGUCUCUGGCACAGCUUUAUCGACAGUCAACCUGGGUGUACCUUUAUCGUACUAUUCGCCCUUCGCAACCAGGUGAUAAGAUAGGUCAAGUGGUGGAUGAUGGCCUGACAUACUUGGAUCAGCUUCCAGAGGACGCUGGCGCUUAUAGCAUUGUCCUGAUGCCUUUGUUCCUCCUCGGAUGCUCUGCGUUCUUGCAGCACCAGCGGGAGCGAAUCCAGAAAGGAUUCGAAACCCUCAAAUCCUACUCCAACCUUCGCAACAUCGAACCUGCAUUCAAAGUCGUAGAAAAGGUGUGGGAAGUCAUGGACUCCCACAUUGAGGAAAGUUGGGAUUGGGAGAAAAUCAUCAAAGAUAUGGAUAUGGAUUUUCUCAUUACCUGAGUCAACCUUCGCAUUUCUCAUCUGCAUUACUGCAUAUUGACAGCGUAUAUCUUCUAUCUGAAUCGACAGUUUUGGAACGGGUAUCUCCGUUUCUUCGUUUUGCACUGCUCAUUAUCCAUCGAGGAAGUGAGCACACGGCGUUAUGUGGCCCAUGCAUGCAUUUUCUUUUGGUGUUAUUUUUCUUCUUUCUUUUGGCGAUAGGGAUGGUCGGGGCCAUGGGGGGACCCGGUGUCA
Molecule: messenger RNA, 2348 nt
Organism: Aspergillus pseudotamarii
Lineage: Eukaryota; Fungi; Ascomycota; Eurotiomycetes; Eurotiales; Aspergillaceae
Product: Zn(II)2Cys6 transcription factor
Exons: 3
Coding region: 207-2114 (635 amino acids)
Biological process (GO): positive regulation of transcription by RNA polymerase II
Cellular component (GO): nucleus
Molecular function (GO): DNA-binding transcription factor activity, RNA polymerase II-specific; zinc ion binding; transcription cis-regulatory region binding
Source: RefSeq, a predicted model, not a curated record